CACCCACCCCACAUACACACACCCUGCAUGUGCGAACAUAAACACACAUACACGCACCGCAGACGCGUGUGGUUGACCGCACCGGGCUCUCAGCAGUGUGUGAAGACACGCACAGCACGCCAACGAAGCAGCGUUACUGAAUCUAACGCAGGACCGGCAAGCAGAUCGCAUCGCAAACCAUCCUACUUUCUCUCUCUCUCUGCCUCUCUCACCCCUUUUUCAGUCGUAGUUGUGUAGAGCCGGAGAACAAAUACCCUCUCUCUCACUCUCGCUCUCUUCCUCUCUCUCUUUCUUUCUCUCUGUCCUAUGGCGGGAUAAACCGUGAAAAGAUGAGCUUGUGAUACAGAACCAGACCUGAGUGACCUGACAGCUCUAACUAAUCGUGUUCAGACGAGAAGAAAUGCUGCCAGUUGAAGCCUAGUGUCUGAUAGCAUUGAAAAGCAUCCUAUCUACUUCCCUGAAGAAAACAAGAUUUCUCUGAUCUGGUUCAUCGGACAGAGUGACUCGCCACGCUCCGACUGCCCCCUUCUCCCCACAGAAUUAGACACCACCCCUGUUCGGCCACAGCUGUACAUGGAGACCCCCAGCUGGGCAGAAACCAAACCAGGAAACGGGCUGUGUAAAACAGGAAGCAUUGCUCUCUUUGGAAACGUAGUGUACAGCGGGCUGCUGAACGAUCACUUCUGGCAUUUUGGGGUGCCCCUUGUCACAAGACUGGGUAACCAGGAGGCCCCAGCCCCCCCAGAAGCAAUGGCUCAGCCGUACGCCCCUGCGCAGUAUCCGCCCCCUCCACCUCAGAACGGGUUGCCCGGUGAAUACGCUCAUCCCGGGCAGGACUACACGGGGCCCAGCACGGUCCCGGAGCACGCGGCAGCCCUCACCAUCUACACACCCACACAGACGCACAGCGAACCGCCCGGUACUGACAGCAACACGCCUUCUCUCACAGGAACUAACAGCUUACCACAACCGGAUGACGUGGCGCAGACAGACAUCUCCCAGCAGCUUCAGCUCCAGCCCUCAGACUCUUCGGAGAAGCAGCAGCCCAAACGGUUACACGUCUCCAACAUUCCCUUCCGCUUCCGUGACCCAGACCUCCGGCAAAUGUUCGGGCAAUUUGGGAAAAUUUUGGAUGUGGAAAUUAUUUUUAACGAGCGGGGCUCCAAGGGUUUUGGUUUUGUAACUUUUGAAACGAGCGCAGAUGCAGACCGCGCACGGGAGAAACUAAAUGGUACAAUCGUAGAGGGACGCAAAAUCGAGGUAAAUAAUGCAACAGCACGAGUAAUGACGAACAAAAAAGUGGCCAACCCAUAUACAAACGGCUGGAAGCUGAAUCCAGUGGUGGGAGCGGUCUAUGGUCCUGAAUUUUAUGCAGUGACAGGCUUUCCAUAUCCUACCACAGGAGCGACAGUGGCUUACAGGGGUGCUCACUUGAGAGGCAGAGGACGUGCCGUCUACAACACGUUCCGCGCCGCGCCUCCACCCCCUCCGAUUCCUGCUUAUGGAGCUGUGGUUUACCAAGAUGGCUUCUACGGUGCUGAGAUCUACGGAGGCUAUGCAGCAUACAGAUACGCCCAACCAGCCGCGGCAGCUGCAACGGCCUACAGUGACAGCUAUGGCAGAGUCUUUGCAGCAGCAGACCCGUAUCACCACACGAUUGGACCUGCAGCCACGUACAGCGUGGGCACUAUGUAACUAAAACGAAGGCCGACGAUGGAGAAGAGAUGGACAUCAGAUAAAAGGAACAAAAAGGAUAAAGAAAAGUGAAAAUGUGUGAAUGGGAAAAAAAACAUACAAAAAGAAGUUCAGAGGAGAUCUUUACACCGAGGCUGUCAGGAGAAGGCAUUAUAUCUCUGUAGGGACACGAGACUGACACAGCCAAGCUGUGGAUGGGAAGAGGGGUUAGCUUUCACCUGGGACAGCCUUUCCGGUGUGGAGGAGAAGAGGAGACGUCAUCAUAAAACUUUUUAUUUUUCUAAACUUUUUUAAGUUUACGGUUUCAAAAAGAUGAAAAAGAUGAGUGUAUAUAUCUAUAUAGCGAUAUAUAUGUAUGUAUAAAUAUGUUAUAAAAGAGAAGCGGAGUUUAAAAAAAUCACUAUAGCAACAGAGUGAUGAAUUCGUGCUGUGGGAGGGGGGGUGGGUUUUGUACGUGUCAUUCCUUUACACCCCCCACCCCCUCCCACCGAUCGAAACGGCCCAGGCAGAGAGGCUGAAGGCCCCUUAGACACAAUUCCAUGCGGCCCCUCCAAAGCCCUCGAAUACGGCACAGCUGGGUCUUCCACGAGCGGGAUCUUGUCGGGUUCAACUUCCUGUCGGGCCUUCCUGAGCGGCUAGACGUCCCCCUUUUAUUCAUCCCGACUAGAUGUUAAACGAAGGCAGACUUGCAUGGGAAGAUCCACUUUAUGAACUAUGUCAAGUAAAACUCACCAACGUCAGGUUGUGAAGAUCUUUAAUCCUGCUAUUCAGGUGUCGUAUUAAACGGGACAAGAGAAGACACUGUAAAUAUAUGAACAGAGCCCAGUCGACAUCAGACGUAGACGUGGGGAACGAGAGCGGGGUUGUUUUCGAUAUCCAUCCACCCUGUCAUCCUGCUGUUGUUUGUAGCACAAUAUGAAACGGCCCACUGAGGUGAAACACAGAUGCAGGUUUUACUAGGUUGCGUGUGUGCGUGUGUUCUUGCGUAUGAGAAUGUGAGGCCGGGGGGGAGGGAGGCGGGGGGCGUUUGGGGGCUUUAUAGAGUCGCGUAGGGCGCAACAGCCGCCGGAGCCCAGGGCUACCAAAAAGCAUUUCAUUGUAGUGUUGUGGAGGUGGCCGUGCUGUGUAGUAAACACUUUUGUAUGUGGUGUCAGGAGGCUACAAAUUAAGAAAAUUGGAGCUGUCUUCUCGGUAUUGUCACGGGAGUUUCACUAUCCAUCUUUAAAAUGGGUUCCUGCCCGGUGCGAGGUGGAAAACUGUGUGAAAUGAGUGCCAGUUUAGUCACGGGAAAGUUUUAUUAAAGACGUAUUACCUUUAUACUUCUACCGAGCUCAUUUCAGUGGCAUCAUUAUAUAUUUAAACGUUGUACUAAUAACAUGCUGCUCAGCGUGGUCAAACGUCGAUUGUAGCCAUUUACUAAUGUUGUAUUAUUGUAUUACCAGUAUGAAAAACAUUUAUAUAUGGAUAUAUCUUUUUGUGACUUUGCGACCCUUGAAGAGGAUUGUAUCUUUCGUUUUCAAUGGUAGUCCAGGUUUACUUUUUUGGCGGCGAUUUAUGCAAGAACCGAGAGAUUUUCACUUGUGUGGCGUUGUUUGCGUUCGUCUGUAUAUCUUUGGUUCAGCUAUUGAAUGUAAUUCUACUUUUUAUGUACAUGUCUUUGUUUUUUAAGCAGUACUUUGUAAAUGUGUGGAUAUGUGGUAAAGCGAGUCUUUGUUGUGAAGCUGGACCCGAUUCGUGACGGAGACGCGGUCCGGCCGACACCUCUCUUUUAUAACAAGGAGCACUCCAGCACGCCAGACUUUAUCCUAACCCUGCAGGACAAUGACCGAAAGACAAACGGAUCGGGUCUGUCGGAAUGGUUUACGGAUGCUUUUAUGGAAAACACUUUUUUAUUUUUAGUUUCCUUGAUGCAAAAUGUAAACAACUAAAAGGUGUCCAAGGUUGCUCCAUCAUACAUAUUUAUCCUGAAAUGAGAUGUUGUGUCAGGUAACCCAAGAUGCGGUACCAUCAAAAUGUACAGGUCUUAUUCACGUCUGCAUUUUUAUUUCAAAUGACAGAAUUUACCUGACUGCAUAAGGUCAUUUCUGAGGGUCAGAUCAGGUCGAAAUCUCUCCAAACGAACAACUGCACGUUUUCACUUUUUACAGUGUUUAUUUUGGCUCAGUGACGACGGACAUUCAGUCAACCCAGAAAUAACUCACCUCUACAGAUGGCAUUCCCAAGCUUUGCAAAAUCAUGCGCUUCCUCGGACUCAGGUGUUACACGACAGGACUGAUGUGUUCCCUUCCAUAAUGAUCGAACUCCUCCUUGCUGCAGUUUUCCUCUCAGAACGAAAGUUUCUUUUCUACAAAGCUGGCGACUCCUAUUCUAUCUCAGCGACUGUACUACUUUAUUACCGAAACGAUCGACCGUAUCCUGGAGAGCGGAGGCAUCCGGUCAGAUGCGAAGGUUAGUGGUGCAUUAGCGGUGCUUUGGCCAAGGCGUGUUGUUUCAGGGACUCUAAAACAAAACCAGAGUGGCGGAUUCUGCUCUAGAAGAGACUGUGACCGAUCAACCUAACAAAAAAGAUGUCAAUUCUACAGAGAUCCGAGACCUCUGGGGUUAUUUCUUUGCUUUAGUCCGUACGAGACAUUACUUGUUUACACGUUCUGGUUUUCGACCCUGCUGUGAGGUAUACUGUAUGUUAGCUUUUGCACUGUAUUUUUCGGCUUGUCGUCUUCCCUAAAGUUUCUGUUUCCCUAUCGAGUGACGCCAACCCAUAAACCUGAGCACCAAAGUCAUUUACUGUCUUCCUCCACCCAAAGCAGAGAACCAAUGCAAACUGUAGUCUGCUUAUAGUCUUAAGACUCAAGUGCAUGUAUCUGCGAACUUAGACCUAAAAACGUCCUACGAAUUUGUUCUGGUCGUCUGCUCUCUAGGGCGGGUUUAAGACCAGCUAUGCAGCUCACCUUUAUCUGCACAGUUACAGUUACACACAGUCAAGCCAACGGAAACGACAAACUUCUCCUGGCAAAUGCGUAUUCCAGCCCAGUUCAACACAAAAAAGGAAAAAAACUCUUCCGAUUUUCCUCAUCGUCAUUGCCAGAUCCCCGAAGCACAAGAGUUUGAAUGGAAAGUUGAGUUUGUUGUCUUAGUGAUAGUAACCUUCCAUCUAGCGUACUUGUGUGUGUGUAUGUGUGCGUGCUUCCAGCCCCUUUGUUUUCUAUUGAAAAUAUAAGAAAGCUACUUCCUGUGUCAUCUCAGUAUAAAGAUGUAUUAUAUUAAAAAAGGUUCUCUUCAUGUGCAACACAAGCUCUACGCAACAACAAGUCUAUUUUAAUCACUUGCUUUGGUUUGGUUCGGUUUUGUCUCAUUCUUUCUUUCAGAUUUUUAAGAUGUUCCAAAACGUACACGUAAAGGGGGGGGGAGAAAAAAGAAACCAAUAUAUUCUAUUUAAAAUGAAAUGAUGAAACUUCUGCUGUCCUGGAUCUAUACUCUCUAAAUUUCACUUUUCUUUCUGUAUGCAUCUGAUGUGCUUCAGACAACCAGUACUGUUUAUUAAUGAACCAUUAUAUUAUUAUGAUUAUGAUUAUUAUUAUUACUAUCAUUAAUAUGGUUAUAAAUAAAUAUUUCUUUCUUCAAUAA
Molecule: messenger RNA, 5319 nt
Organism: Triplophysa dalaica
Lineage: Eukaryota; Metazoa; Chordata; Actinopteri; Cypriniformes; Nemacheilidae
Gene: rbfox3a
Product: RNA binding fox-1 homolog 3a
Exons: 16
Coding region: 574-1695 (373 amino acids)
Biological process (GO): nervous system development; regulation of alternative mRNA splicing, via spliceosome
Cellular component (GO): nucleus; cytoplasm
Molecular function (GO): mRNA binding
Source: RefSeq, a predicted model, not a curated record